Messenger RNA from Oncorhynchus mykiss (rainbow trout), 2444 nucleotides. Its product is annotated as hsp90 co-chaperone Cdc37-like 1. Gene Ontology annotation, cellular component: cytoplasm. Gene Ontology annotation, biological process: protein stabilization; protein folding. The record is from RefSeq and is a predicted model, not a curated record. Lineage: Eukaryota; Metazoa; Chordata; Actinopteri; Salmoniformes; Salmonidae. Gene Ontology annotation, molecular function: protein-folding chaperone binding; heat shock protein binding.
GAACAAAUUAGUGAUGGUGGGCAGAGACAAGCCCGAGCUAGCGAGACUCUAUUUCCGCGUUGCAUAUUUCCGUUAGGGAACGCAUCUCCUUUGCGCUCCUUAUAAACAACGCGACAUUUAAAAAACAAUUAUUGCAAAGGGGAAAGUCUACAAAACUUAUUCCACACUGUUCAUAACAUACGAUAGAUCGUGCAUUGUUUCCCUAUAACGCACAGUAUUUUUGCACUGUAGCGUUCAAUGGCUAUAGUUAAUUCUUACAUAUUCUAUGUUGGAGCUGCUUUUUGAACGCAAAAGUCAAAUUGAAAACAUUAUUGGCAUUGUUGAAUUCGAUUUUCAUAACGGCAAGCGAGGACUGAUUAUGGUUUGGUUCGUUUAACUAGCAAGUCUGUUUGUUUGGUUACCACGGCAACCACUGUAGCUAUCUAGUAAACUUGCCAGCUACUUCGGUGGAUGUUUAACACAUUUUUAUAGCAGAAAAUGUGUUAAUGUAUAGCCAUGGUAUAAAAUGGAUAAUCAACUCGGGGCUCUAUGCAUUCACUGAAAAAUAAUGCAAUUCCGUGGAAGGUCAGUUCCACUCCAGUAGCACGUCAUGGAACAAACCUUCCACGUUGUUCAUUGUUUCCCAUAGAACGCAUAGCCCCAUCGUUGAUUAUCCCUUACACAAUGUAUAGUAAUCGUGGUCAUCAAAUACACAUUUUAACAACACCAAAAACAGAUUUACCACGUGAUCAAAGUUCCACAACACGUGGUACUUGAAUAAAAAAACAUGGAGGAUGAAGUUGAUUGAAGAGGCUGCUGUAUUUUUGUGCUCUGAUUUACCCAAAUAUCACAGCUGUUUGUUUGGCUAGAUCAUUGCCUGUCUUGGGAAGAAUUUAGGCAGUAUAUUUUCUCUAGUGUGACAGGUUCUAGAACUCAGUGGCGGUGUUUUGGAGCGGCUCGAGGAGGAGGAGGAGCAGCAGCAGCAGCAGCGAUGGAGGGGUUCGGGACUAUAACCUUCCCCAUGUUAGCAGACGAAGAAGAGAGCUGCAGUGCCUUUGCUGUACCAAGUAACGGUAGCUUUUACAGCACUCCACUGCAGGGUGUUUUCGUUAAAGAGUGCAUGGCCUCUGCAUCAGAAGACAGUAUGGCGUCCCUGUGCCAGAGUCAGCAGCAGUGUGUGAAGGCCUCCAUCGUGUCCAGCUGGCAGCUGGUGGAGGCUCAGGACCAGCUGUGUGGGCUGGAGCUGCACGGCUCCGAGAGUGUUGAGCAGGAGCAUGCCCGCGCCAUUGCCAGCCAAUCAGAGCUCUCCCAGACGGAACGAGAGUGGCGCCGGAAGGAGAACAUGCUGGGAGGCAGCAGGAGCCCUGUGCUCAGUGCUGACAGCAGCCAGGAUGUGUUUGACAAGAGUAUUAUUAAUUCAAGAAGUAAAAACGUUGAAUUGGAGGAUCAUGACCAGAGCAAAACCUUUGUUCAGAAGUAUGAACAGGAAUUUAGAUAUUUCGGCAUGUUGCGGAGGUGGGAUGACAGCCAGCGGUUCCUGUCUGACCUGCCUCACCUCGUCUGUGAGGAGACUGCCAACUACCUGAUCCUCUGGUGCUUCAGACUACAGGCUGAAGAGAAAGAGGCGUUGAUGGAGCAGGUAGCUCACCAGGCUGUUGUUAUGCAGUUUAUCCUGGAGAUGGCCAGCACCUCCCAGCAGGACCCCAGAGGCUGCUUCCGUCACUUCUUCCACAAAGCCAAAGCAGGACAAGAGGGGUACUUGGAUGUAUUCCAUACUGAGCUAGAGGCCUUUAAGCAGAGAGUAAAAGAGCACACUGUCAAGUGCAAAGGAGAGACACUCCCAAACUUUACAGAGCACCAGAGCAGCACAGCACGCUGUCGCCCGGACCCCGGGGAAGUUCUAGAAUCUUUACCCCCUGAACUGAAGUCAGGGUUCCAGCUGCAAGACAUGCAGAUUCUCCAGAAUGUUCUCAGCACCAUGAAUCCACAGGUGGCAGAGUACCAUGUGAAGCGCUGUCUGGAGGCUGGCUUGUGGACCAACCGAGAAGGGAGAUGGUCCAAGGAGGACGCUACUUUAGAAACAGACGAUCUGCGCAUGAUGGAGACAUAACGAAUGUGGCGCAAGCGCCCUCCACCCUCCCCGUCAUUUCCCCAUCAGUUCAUGACACUCAAUAAGAAAUAUUACAAAAUGGAGGGGAGAAGGGCUGAGCUCCCACAGACUUAUUUUUGUAUGCCGCAAAAUCUGCGCUGGAAUGUGUCCUGCACUUUAUAUUUGGUUCAAAACAACAAACACACAAAAAUAUUUAAGGGAAGACGAUUGGUAGGUAUUUUGAAGCGCUUUACUGUACCUUUGCUUAUAUCGCUAAAGUAUGUCAUACAGUGCCUUGCGAAAGUAUUCGGCCCCCUUGAACUUUGCAACCUAUUGCCACAUUUCAGGCUUCAAACAUAAAGAUAUAAAACUGUAU